This is a messenger RNA of Penicillium macrosclerotiorum, 1026 nucleotides long. RefSeq lists its product as uncharacterized. The record is from RefSeq and is a predicted model, not a curated record. The transcript is spliced from 2 exons. The coding region runs from base 1 to 1026 and encodes 341 amino acids. Lineage: Eukaryota; Fungi; Ascomycota; Eurotiomycetes; Eurotiales; Aspergillaceae.
AUGGCCACCAUAUCCGACAAGCACUAUCGACUCUCUGAGCAAGAGAAGGAUCAUUUCAUGCGGUAUGGAUAUGUCUGCCUCACCAACUGCUUCUCCCGAGAAAAGGCCGCCGAGUGGACUGCCGACGUAUGGACUCGACUCGGCUACUCCCCUACGGACAAGUCCACCUGGGCUGCCGAACGGACCAAUAUGCCCGACCAUAAGCAGGAGUCGGUGCGGACUUUCGCCCCCAAGGCAUGGGCCGCCAUCUGUGAGCUCCUCGGUGGCGAGGACCGUGUCGCCGAGUGGGCGGCAUCCUGGAAUGAUGCCUUCAUCGUUAAUCUGGGCACGGCGGAGUCUGAAGGCAAAUGGCCUCAUCCGGCAGAUCUAGAUGGAUGGCAUGUCGACGGGGACUUCUUCAUCCAUUUCCUCGAUUCUCCUGAGCAGGCGUUGCUGGUCAUACCCUUGUUCACUGACAUCCAGGAGCAUGCGGGCGGCACGAUGGUUUGUCCAGAUGCAAUCAAAAAGAUUGCCAAGCACCUUUAUGACCAUCCCGAGGGCGUCUCGCCGUACAUGGUUCCUCGUGGCUUGCCCGACCCCCGAGAUAGAGAGUUCUACGACGAUGUCGUCAAAUCAUGUCACGAAUUUUACGAAAUGACCGGGAAUGUUGGCGACGUGAUUCUGCUUCACCCACUGAUGGUUCACUCGGCAUCGGUCAACAGCCUACGAAUCCCUCGCAUCAUCACGAACCCCCCGGUAGCUCUCAAAGAACCAUUCAAUUUCAACCGUGAUGAUCCAAGCCAGUACAGUCUUGUAGAACAGAAGACCCUCCAGGAUCUCGGAAAAGAUCGAUUGCAAGACUGGAAAAUUCAAGGUGAACGGGCGCCGGUGAUCCCUGAGAGACUGAAAAUUCAGGAAAAAAUGAAGGAGCAGGAACUAGAACGCCUCAAGGCAUCAAGUUCAGCCCCUGUCUCCGCUUCUCCAGUUCCCGUUGAUACAAAGCCGGGACGCAAGGCGCGGCGACACGACCGAUGCGGCCUAAUGUGA